AUGGCGCGACCUUUGGAAGGAAAAUUCGGUAUCGUCACUGGUGGCUCACGGGGCAUCGGCGAGGCAAUCGCCCGAAACCUCGCCGCGAAAGGCUGCUCCCUCCUUUUGAACUUCACCUCUGAAUCCUCGCGCGCUCGCACAGAAGAGCUCUGCGCCUCGCUGGCCUCGACGCACACGAUCCGCUGCGUCGCCGUGCAGGCCGACCUCCUGCAGGCCGAAGAAGCCGUCCCCCAGAUUCUAGCAGCCGCCAAACAACACUUCACCUCGCCCGAGGGCAAGUUCCAGAUCGACGUGCUCAUCAACAACGCCGGCGUCAGCGCCGACCGCUUCCUCAACGACCCCGUCAAGGGCCCCAUCGACCGCGAGUACUUCAACUGGCACUACAGCAUCAACGUGCUCGCCCCGCUGCUGCUCACGCAGGCCUGCGCCCCGUUCCUCCCCACCGACCGCUCCGGCCGCAUCGUCAACAUCUCCUCCGUUUCCUCGAGUAUUGGGUUCACGGGCCAGAGCGUCUACGGUGGGACCAAGGCCGCGAUCGAGGCUAUGACGCGCACUUGGGCGCGUGAACUCGCUGACCGCGCGACAGUCAACGCGGUCAACCCCGGCCCUGUCAUCGGGGAUAUGUAUUUUGCGACCGGGGAGGAGUUUUGGAAGCAGAUGCAGGGGUUCCAGGACGCGACGCCGUUGAGUAAGAUGGUCGAGGACGAUCCGCAGAUGAAGGAGUUGAGUGAGGAGCAGAUCCGCUUGAUCAAGGAGAAGAUGGGUGGGCGGCGGCCGGCGUUUACCAGUGAGAUUGCGGGGGUGGUGGGGAUGCUGUGUACGGCCGAUGGUCUGUGGUGUACGGGGAGUGUGGUGUGUGCCAAUGGUGGUAUGAAAAUGGGAUUUUAG
Aspergillus fischeri NRRL 181 is the source of this 888-nucleotide messenger RNA. RefSeq names its product SDR family NAD(P)-dependent oxidoreductase. The record is from RefSeq and is a predicted model, not a curated record. Gene Ontology annotation, molecular function: oxidoreductase activity, acting on the CH-OH group of donors, NAD or NADP as acceptor. The transcript has 2 exons. Lineage: Eukaryota; Fungi; Ascomycota; Eurotiomycetes; Eurotiales; Aspergillaceae. The coding region runs from base 1 to 888 and encodes 295 amino acids.